This is a messenger RNA of Zophobas morio, 1305 nucleotides long. RefSeq names its product odorant receptor 94a-like. The transcript is spliced from 5 exons. The record is from RefSeq and is a predicted model, not a curated record. Gene Ontology annotation, cellular component: plasma membrane. Gene Ontology annotation, molecular function: odorant binding; olfactory receptor activity. Bases 1 to 1305 code for a protein of 434 amino acids. Lineage: Eukaryota; Metazoa; Arthropoda; Insecta; Coleoptera; Tenebrionidae. Gene Ontology annotation, biological process: sensory perception of smell; detection of chemical stimulus involved in sensory perception of smell.
AUGAAACAGUUCAACUGGGGUUCUAUCUUUGACCCAAUUCUUCUUUCUUUAAGAAUGGUAGGACUGUGGCCAAGCUCUGAUUCAUACAAAGCCAACUCCUACACCCUCUACGCCUUUAUUUGCGUCCCUUUGUUCAUGCUUGCCAACACAUUUUUUCAAGCUAUCAACAUAUUCAUGGUUGAGAUGGACCUCAAAGCUCUAGCUGCGGCGCUUUUUGUGGCAGCUCAUGUCAUGGCAGUGGUCAAAAUCGCAGCUUUGUUAAUUCACCUGAAAACGCUGAAGAAACUUACAUCGCAUGUUAACCACCUGAAGCUUCAAGCCUGCGGUAACCGACAUGGGAAAGUCGUGGAAAUUAAUUUAAAAAUGUGGAUGAUGCUGUAUCGAGGUUUCCAAGUGGGGGUGUCUACCAUGGUGAUUUUUUGGUUGUGUAGGCCUUUUUUGGAUAACUCUUACAAAAAUUACGAGUUGCCAAUUUUUUCGUGGUAUCCCUUUGAUGUUAAGUCGACACCUUGGUACCAGUUUGCGUACAUCUACCAAAUUAUCAGUAUUAUUUUUAUGGCUAUUGCUAAUUUGAACCUGGAUUCUUUGUCCUUGUCGCUGAUGGUUUAUAUAGGAACACAGUGUGACAUUCUUUGCGAUAAUUUAAAAGCUAUUAGGAACUUGAGUGACUUGGUGCGAUGUAUUAAAUACCACAAAGCGGUGUUAAGGUUUGCAGUAGAUUUUAAUGUUUUUUUCAGCAACAUAAUACUGGGACAGUUUUUCACAAGUGUAGCCACCAUAGCGCUGGGUUUAUUUAAACUAACUUUGACGGUGCCUGGAAGUUCCGAAUUUUAUACACUUGUUGCCUUUUUCAAUAUGGGCACGUUUCAAAUUUUUUUGUACUGCUGGUUUGGUAACGAAGUUGAGCUGAAGAGCACUAAUAUUCCUGAAGCUGCUUUUCAAUCUGAAUGGAUCGGUGUUUCGCUGAAUUUUCAAAAGACGUUGUUAAUUUUUUUAACGAGAACGCAAAGGCAUAUUAGUAUAACUGCAUUCAAUCUGUUUCCCUUGUCACUGCAAACCUUCAUGACGGUGAGUUCCACAAGUGUGAGUGAAGCUUUUGCAAUUACCAAAUUACCCAUAGAUGCCGUUGUAGCACAAGCGGAGUUUGGGGCUCCUGGUCGUGGUUGUUCUCCCACCACGACGGUGAUUCUAUUCUGUCAGCAAGCACUGCCGCACAGCAGCCCUCUGUCACGAAGAAACGUGCCGUACGGGCAGACCGUUACGUUAUCUACCAAGGAAGCCAACUUCUACCAACCCUUUCACUAG